This is a messenger RNA of Cataglyphis hispanica, 1065 nucleotides long. RefSeq lists its product as uncharacterized. Bases 179 to 646 code for a protein of 155 amino acids. Gene Ontology annotation, cellular component: membrane. The transcript is spliced from 3 exons. The record is from RefSeq and is a predicted model, not a curated record. NCBI's taxonomy places the organism in Eukaryota, Metazoa, Arthropoda, Insecta, Hymenoptera, Formicidae. Gene Ontology annotation, biological process: septate junction assembly.
AGUGUGACUACUGGCUACUGACAGGUCAACAGUUGGGUGGAGCGUUUCAGCAUAGCUGGAAACAGUCAUCGUUAUACUUUAAAUGUAUGUCGCCGAAUAUUUCUUCCCAGUGAUUAUAAAGUGUGAAUGUGUCUACUAAAUUGAAAAAGUGUAAUAUAACACAAAAAGUGAUUCAAAAAUGGCUGAAGAGACUACUGCAUCCACCUUCUUGAUGAGAUUGAAGGGAUAUUUUAAAGAAGCGCCGUUUUUCUGCAAAAUUAUCGAACUGAUUUUCUGCGUCAUUGCAACGGGAUUGGUGGCAGGACCAUUUCAACAGAAUCAAAUACGGCCGACUGAUAUACACCAUAUAGCGAUAUUUCAUGUGGCAGUAUGCGGUUAUAUUCUUAUAAACGCAAUUCUUAUCAUGAGCCAUUUAUUAGGCGAACGAUUGCCGAAAAAAACAGCUCUUAUUUUUACGGCAAUGGGGGCGAUUCUGUGUUGCACCGCCGGCCUCAUUUUAAUUCGCGACUGGGACAAUUUCUCGACUAAUCUAAUUCAUGCGUAUCUGGAGGAAUAUAGCGAUCAAAUGGUUGCGGCCGGUUCUUUCGCAAUUCUAGCUGCCCUAGUAUUCGCUAUAGAUACGUACUUUACUAAUAAAUAUGAUUGAUCAUCAGGAAAAUUUGGAUUAUUACGAGUAUUAUAAAAGCGAGAAAUAAAGUCAAUCGUUUCCUAUUCCAUUUUCACAAAAAUAUAUUACUUCAUUAGUAAUUUUUAAAUGUUUUAUAUAAAUUUUUGCGAAAAAUGUUCUUGGCUUCGUGCAUGUCUUUACUUACAUAUUAUUGUUAUAUCACAAAUAUAAUAACAUAUUGAAAUAAAUACCAAACAUAUAAUGUUGAGUUAAAAUAUUAAGUAUAAAUAUUCAGAAAUGUAAUUGUUUUAGAAUAACUGUAUGAUUCUAAUUAUACAAUGUAACUACUCCUUAUCAAGUAUAUUAUUAUAAUUAUAUAUUAUUUAUAAUUAUAUAUGUAUUUAUAUUAUUUUAUAUGGAACAAUGCUUACAAUAAAUAAUUAUAUAUUACAAUGCUA